Messenger RNA from Gekko japonicus, 1500 nucleotides. RefSeq names its product podocan-like. The record is from RefSeq and is a predicted model, not a curated record. The coding region runs from base 1 to 1500 and encodes 499 amino acids. The transcript is spliced from 4 exons. Gene Ontology annotation, molecular function: protein binding. Lineage: Eukaryota; Metazoa; Chordata; Lepidosauria; Squamata; Gekkonidae.
AUGAGUGAUGUUGCUGCCACAUGCCCACGAAAAUGCAACUGCAACUUGUCAAGGAGAGUGCAAUGCUACAGAGUUGGACGGAUGCCUAAAGAGAUUGCUUCCACUACCAGGAGACUUUACAUCAGCCACAGCAAAAUCAAACAGCUCCAGAUUUCUGAUGUCAGUCGACUGUCUGCCCUUGAAGAAUUUGUUCUAACCUGCAGUGGGACAGAAUCAGUGGAGAGGAAUGCUUUCAAGGCCCUGGCUGCCUUGAGGAUACUGGAACUCUGGAAAAAUAAACUGAGAUGUAUACCUUCCUUGCUCCCAGCAAACCUUGAAGUACUGAAGCUUGGUGAUAAUUUAAUAAGUGUUCUAAAUGAGUCUGAUUUUGAAGGUUUAAAAAAAUUAAGAGUUCUUGAUAUACAAAACAAUCCGAUUUUGGCUCUUUCUUCUAGUUCCCUUUCCUCUCUUAGCAGUUUACAGAGUUUGACUUUGGAUGGAAAUAAUAUGGAAUCUGUGUUGGGACCACUCAGCCUUCCUAACCUGAAGUACCUGAGUAUGGAGAAUAAUAAACUGCAGUUUUUUCCAGGAAGCUUUUUCACAGCUCUCCACACUCUUUUGUUCCUCAAUUUAAAUGGCAACUUGCUAACCAAAGCCCCUCCAGACUUGCCCACAUCCUUAGUAUCGCUGAUGCUAGAGAGGAAUCAACUCAAAAUGCUAAGAUCUGAAGAUGUGAAACAACUGGCAAACUUGUCAGAACUUUGCUUGUCUGAAAACCAGCUUUCAUCAGUCGAUGGAGCCCAGUUUCUUUCCAGCCUGACCAGGUUGGAACUGGCUGGAAACAAACUCCAAACAAUUCCAGUCAGUCUACCAGCCACAUUACAAAAGAUUGACUUCAGCAAUAACCAGAUCGAGAAAAUUAAAGCCCAGGAUUUCCAAAAACUUCAGGACCUUAAGCAUUUGUUUCUUGACAACAAUGUUGUUAAGACGUUUGAGGAUGGGGCACUUCAGAGAUGCACAGUACUGUCUAACCUAGCACUUGAACAAAACCUCCUUAGUUCUAUACCACUAAGCCUUCCACAUACUCUAACCAGAUUAGAUCUGAAAGGAAACAACAUACAAAGAAUCCAAGAGCAAGAACUGAAGAAUUUAGGGCAGCUACAGGUUUUGAAUCUACGAAACAACAAGAUAACUGCCCUGGACCAUGACCUCUUGAAACAUUUGCCUCGCCUCAGGCAUCUGUAUCUGGAAGGCAACCCAUGGAACUGCACUUGUGACCUCUUCAGAACCAGAAGAGUGCUCACAGCCAAAGGCACAGAUGUCAAAGGGGGACAGUGCUCUGCCCCCACAGAAAGCAAGGGAGAGAACUGGAUGUCUUCAAAAAGGAUUCUGCAUUUAUGCAUUCAUGACAACCUCUAUUCAGAUGAAGAGGGCAAGGAAAUCAGAAAGAAAGCAAAUGCUGAUAAUCCUUCCAGUCUCAGAGUAGACACAGAUGAUUACUAUGACUAUGAAACAGAUUAA